AUGGCCGAUAAGGUUCUGUCGGUGAGUCGGAGUUUUCUCUCAAAAAAAGAUAAGGACUCCGUCACAGACUCCUGCUCCGUGUACAGAAGGAGAUGGUACAUCUUGAUCGUAUUCUCUUUGAUCGCUGGAGUGCAGGCAGCGGCUUGGAACACGUGGGGUCCUAUAGCGGGAUCCGCUGAAGAUGUUUUUGGCUGGAGCGAUGGAACGAUCGCGCUCCUCGAGAACUGGGGGCCGAUCGCUUAUAUUGUGUCCUUCGCACUCUUUUCUUGGCUUUUGGACGUCAAAGGUGUGCGAUUUUAUUAUUUUUCUCGUCAUAAAAUCAUGCUUCGAUGGUUGGAUAAAACAUGCUUUUGCACGCACCAUUCAAAUGCACACCUACGGCUCGUACACGUGUGUUUGUUUCGCAUGGAGUGAUUUUAUGAAUACAGCACCAGAUGCAUGAAAAGCGAUCAGAUUGUCUUAUGCCUUCUUGUGUGUCAUGUAUUAUUUAGACAUUUUGGAGCUUAUGUUGUUAUUGUACGGUAAUCCAUUACGUCAUACUCCGCCCGGAUUAACAAGCAAUUUGUAAAACAAUAGGGAAAGGUUGAUCUAAUUAAUACUGCGUUGUGGUUCGACUUCGGCGGAGACAUGCCGUGAUAUUGGCUGAGAGAGAAAUUGAAAGUAGACUUCAAGAUUAUUGGCAAAAUUAUGUUAAAUUUAGUCUACUGUAAGGCACAAGUUGCUAAUUGUGUAAAUGAUGUGGCAAAGGUUAGCAAAAAAGCUGCUGAUGACAAACAUUGUGUAAUGCAAUCUUUUGGUUGGGGGGAGGGGGGUUGUGUCUUUUCCCAUCUGCAUUUUUUGUUGCAAGGGUAUUGUUUAAUAAUGAUUGAAAAUUGUUGAAUGAUGUGAUUCUGUUGUAGGUUUAAGGAUCUCAGUUCUAGUAACAGUUGCACUGAUGUUUGUAGGAACAGGGAUUAGGUGUAUCACAUCAAAACCCAAACCAGCAACAUGGUAUGUCCAAUGUAAUUGUAACUGGUUAAAAUAUUUGCUGAUCUUAUCAAAGACUUGGAAUUUUUUCUUUGUUAUCAGAUUUUUAAUACCUGUAAAGCAAUUCAUUUUUUUCAAUUUUCAAUAGGCUAAUACACACAGGUCAAUUUUUUAAUGACCUUGCAGCACCAGUUGCCAUGGGUGCUCCACCCUUGGUGUCCUCUACAUGGUUCCCCCCUAAUCAGAGAGCAACAGCAACAGCAAUCUCAUCAUUAAUGAGUUAUGUUGGAAUAUCAAUAUCAUUUGGAGUAGGGCCUUUUGUUCUCAAUCCCACAGAAGUUGCAGAUCCUUAUCUGCCUAACGCAGAUAUUUACAAUAACUCUCACAAGGACAGUGUUGAUUUGGGAAAUAAUAGUACAAACAGUUAAGUUCUCUUUGUCAUUUUACUUCCAUUUGGUAUUAAUAAUUAUUAGUAGACAUCUAUCUGUUUGCAAUAAUGAUGCACUACAGUUUUAAGACUAAUGAUGAUGAAGAACUAAGGUUGGUAAUGCUCUCAUGUAUAGGAUAUUGCAAGGAAGUGAGGGAAUUUCCUAUGUAAACAAGUUAUGUUUGAAAGUUCGUUCAUUGGACAAGUCAUAGCAUUGUAAACUGAUCUUUGAAAGCUUUAAUUCUAACCAAAUCCCAUAGUGUACCCUAUUGUAGUAAAUUUAUGCAUAGUAAUCAUAAUAAUUUGGCAGUGGUUAUUCCACAAGGUGGCUCUUUCUAACCACUGUUUCCAGAUCGAAUUGGAAUGCUAGUUUUUGUGGAGGAAGGAAAACAGGAGGACCAAGAAAAAACCCUCAGAGUAAUGUUGAGAACCAAUAACAACCCCAACCCACAUGUGACGCCAGGUCUGGGAAUCAAACCUGGGCCACAGCAGUGAGAGGCGAGUGCUCUCACCACUGCACCAUCUCCACUCCUCCCAAUUCAUUCAUAAUUGACCAAUCAGGCAGAAGAUAUUUUGUUAAAUGUGUUAAUAAUUAACAUCUUUAUUUAGCUAUUAGACAAUAAUAAGUAAUAUAAUUUUGUUGUUCACUUACCACACAGAGAUGUCUUGGGAUGAGGCUGUGUCUACUGCAAGGUGGCAUAUCAUGCUUUAUAUGUACAUUGGUUAGUAAACAAAGAUUGUGAAAUUUUGCAAAAGUUUAGGUGCAACAUAACUUUGUGUAGCCCUUUGGCAACCAGGACCUUUCUGAAUUUGUUUGUUGUCCUGAACAAUGUAUAAAAUCAAUCUGUCUGCUGUGAUAUGAAGCAACUGGGGUAGGAGAAUAAUUAUUGAUUUAAGUUCUCCUAGAUGAUUAUACCUUUUUAUAUCAGGUUUCUAAUCCUUUAACUCCAAAGAUCUGAUUGUUAAUUCUCUCUUCUAGCUGCUACACAUUUUCUCAUAAGCAAGUUACAAGAAUUUGGUUUUAGAUCAAGGUAACAACUUCUACCUGAUAAGUUUGAGUAAUAAAAUGCCUAACCAUCUCUUCUGAAUUCCACAGAGUUUGGAUUGGUGGCCUUCUUGUUUCUGUGUGUCUUGGUGUACUUCCCAGCAAAGCCUCCCAGGCCACCCAGUUUUUCUGCUGCCAAGAAAAAAGUUGACUAUGUAGAAGGUGGAAAAAGACUCAUGAAGUGAGUCUUAACUUUUUUUUAAAGAUAUCUCAGUAUUUGACAUUGUUUUUUUUGUUGUCACUGAGCCUCUCUAAGAAUUACCAGGACCCUCUGAAUGAAUCUGAAUGGGUCACCCUGUGGCCAUCCUGUGUAGUUUACCUUACCUUAUCCUACUUUACCUGCAAUCAUUUAUAACAUGAAAUCAAAUUGAGUACUUAGAGAGAUUCAGAAAAAGUGUUUGAAGAUUUGUAAAUAUUAGGCUAUGCUGACCCUAUUGCUUUUGCUGUUAUUUUUGUAGAAAUUGCCAGUUCUGGAAUUUAAACAUUCUUUAUGGAGCAACAACAGGUAAAUUUGUAAAACAUAGCAUUGCAAACAGUCCAUCAUACCCUCAUUUGUGACUGAAAGAGGGUUGUGUAUCUCAGCAAGACCAUGCAAAGGGAGUUUCACAAAAGGAAACACAGUAUGGUGUCAUAUUUUCCUGUGAAAUUUACCUCAGGAAAGAAAAUUUCCUGUCCUUUAUCUAAAUUGUUGUUGGCUCUUUUGGUUUUGCCCACUUGACAGCAGAUUAAAUUAGAAAAGAAGGGCUACUCGCAGAAAAGUGAAAUCCAUUAUAUUGGCUCUCAAGUGUAAAGUCCUGUUUAUCAGUGAAUUCAGAAUGGUACAGGUACUGUAAGAAAGAGACACAAAAUGCAAAUGACAAGUUUCCUCUACAUGCUUAAAUUCAUAUUGAUAAUAUUUUUCCUCAAGGUGUUUUCAGUGGAUGGGGAGGAGUGUUGGCAGUGAAUCUCUUGGCAUUCAACUUAAAACAAGUAAUUAUCUUUCUUGCUACUCAUUAAAGAGCUUUCUCUUCUUUAAGCUUAGCUCACUCCAGUGGCUGCCUAUUCUAACUUAUUUUGAUCAAGACUUAAUUUCUGGUCAAAGUUUCAAACCUGUCACCUUUAUCAGUUUGCUUGAUCACCAGCUGUUUCAAGGUAGGUUGUCGUGGUAGAACAGAAAAAUGUCACAGUACACAUGACAACUGCAAAAGGUACUGUGGUGGUACUCAGGUCACAGUUCCUUGACCUCAGAUUUCAGGGAAAUCUGAAAAAAUGUCACUUUAAGGACAAGUCAUCAUGGGUUGGUGAAUUAAUUAAUUUAUUUGACUUAUCAUAAUUAUUCACUGAUCAUUAAAUAACCUUUUGACAUGGUUGCAUUCACCUUAUUUCCUACAACCUUUCAUAAAACAGCUGUAUGCCCCCCUUCCAUUCUGGUAGUAACCCUUUAACUCCCAUGAGUGACCAAGAGAGAAUUUCUCCUUAAAAAAACAAUACAAUAUCAACCAGAUAAGUGAUGAGAAUUAAGAAAAGUAUCAAUUUGGAGAUAAUUAGUGGAUCCAAUACUAAAUUCUCUGAACUAAUAUUGUUAGAAUUGUAUGGUUGACAGUAAGGAGAAUUACAAAUUUGAUCUGGGAGUUAAGGGUGAAAGCUUCCCUCAAAAAACUUUUUGCUGUGGAAAUUCAAAAAUGACUCUUACUGAUUGGUGUUAGCAUGUUAUUUAUCUGAUAAUUUAAGAUUUGCUAAAUUGCAAUAUUUUUUGUGUCCUUUUCUGAGCACAUCCACUGCUUAUCCCCUUGAGAAGACUCAAUCAUCAAAUUGGUGAAUAAUAUAUAAAUAAACUCAAGCAAGAGAGAACAUUUGAUAUUUGAUUUAUUUUAAGGAUACUGCUGGUUGGAUCGGUUUCUAUGCCAACAUCACAGGUUGUGUCUUUGGAUUCAUCAUGGCAAGGUAUUAAAGGGUGGAGGGGUUGGAUUAUUGGUAUAGGUUGCAUGCGACAUAGAAUUACGUGGCUGAGAAGGACUGAGUGGCUUGAAAUUUGUUUUUAUGACGGGAGGGGAGGGUUAGGCACUGGUGAAAGAGAUAUAGGAAAGUGAUUGAGGCUAGAAUACUCCUCUGUCUCUGGAAGAGUAUUCUGUGAUCAGGGUUUGUUUUUUCUUUUUGUGUUUUCUACCAUGAUGAAAGAUAGGGAAAAACAAGAGUAAACAAGCUAUCGUAAAUUGCUACAAAUUUUCCUUUUUUUGUACGGAUCGUUAAUAUGUGGAAUAAUUUGCCUAAAGAUAUUGUACAUGCAGGAUCAUUGACUUUAUUUCGUAACAGACUAAAGAUUUACAUGAAUAUUGAUUGAGAUGAUGGUAAACAGUUUUUAAUUAUCUGUGUAUAAUGUUUUGGUCUUUUUAUUCGGGGAAUCUUUUGUAUAGGGUUAACCUCUAGAAUAUCCCCUUUUGAGAGAUACUUUUAUAAUUUUUUUUUUCAUUUUCCUUCUCUUGAAUAAAGUAUUGUCAUUGUCAACGAAUGCAGUCCUUCACAAUCAUCAUCUUUAAACGUAACCCCCCCCCUCCCCGAAAAUCUUUUUUUUUUCUGUGUAUAAAUUGAUACAGGGUGAGAUCCAUAAGCUCUCAAAGUAUUCCUUGAAAUAUGUUAGAAAUACACUUGAAAGACUUUUGCCAGCUCGCAGUUUGGGUAAAAACUAUUUGAAUCAUGUUCUACCCGGUCUCGGGAUUUUUUUUCUUUUCUAUCUUUUUUUUCGUCCUCUGUCCGAAGCAGAAAUGCAAAAAAUAACAACAGAAACUCAGAUGCCCUUUGUAUCUAGACAAGGGAGUGCUCACAGUUUAUCAUUAGGUAAAAGAUGAAAAUUAUUAUAACCUAAAAAAUGUAUCAUAGGUUCAAUAUUUGUUAUUUAGUAAUGUAAAAAUUUCCUUUUUCUAGGUUUGCUGAUGUGUUUACCGGGCACAUGAAGUUAUUCCUUAUCUUCCUGUUCCUGGGUUCUACUGGCUCGUUUUUGUGGUUUUCACUUCUCUGUCAAAGAUUUAUUCCAUUUUCAAAAGGUGCGCAAAGUUGAUUAUUCACGUAGUGUACAAGGAUUGCACGUGCUCGUGUAUACUGUUAAUAACGAAACCUCGUUUUUUUCUGCUCGAAGAAACGUGGUUAAUAAGAUAUAUAUUUUAUCUCUGGGUUCAAAUAGUAGGGCAAGAAUGGUUGGGCGUGGUAGGGGCUCCAGGCAUUCAGAUUUGACAGUCCGUCGCUCCACCAACUAAGUGACGGUGAUAAGUUGGUUUUAUCGACUGAGUUGACAACGUGAAUUGGCCACCGUAAAGAGUUUCCAAAGCUGACUUUUCGAGCGUUAGCCCUUUGUCAGAGCGAAAGACGAAGGCGCUGACGAAGCGCUAACGCUCAAAACGCCACCCUUAUGUAAAGGACGGAGAACUCGUUGGCGAGUUAGGCCAUACACUAGUUUUCUGUGCGACAAGCGACACAUAAACGAUGAUAUAUGAUAUAUACACUCCAACCAACUACUUCUCACAACGAAAUUCUUCCUCGUUUAAAUGCUGAUUCAUUUUUCCUUCAGUGUGGCUGUACAUCUCCGCAAUCCUCGGCGGUUGCUUUAUCAAUGGUUCCAUCCCGCUGUUUUAUGAGCUCACGAUUGAAACAACGUAUCCUAUUGCGGAGGGAAUUCCUAUGGCUGUGGUGACUACCUCUAAUCAUUUAUUCUGCCUGCUGUUUUUGGCUGCAUUGAUGAUUCCUGGAAUAGGUGAGAUGACUAUUUACACUACAGUAAUUUUUCAAUCGUAUUUAGUGGCGUACAACCAAAUUCAUGCUGGCCAGUCGCAUUAUUGCCAUAAAGCACCAGUACGAACUUAGGGUACGAGUUAAAAAAAAAAAAAAAACCCCAACUUUCUAAACCAUUAUAAACGCGAAUUACAUAAUAAAGAGGUUUAAUUUUGCAUCUGGUUGGUUGAGAGGAUGGCGCAAUAGGCCAAUAACAUGGCAAAGUAAAGAAAUAUCAAUGACUUUAGAGAGGGUGGAAAAGGGUUAUACGUGACGCAUGAUGAAGGCCACAAAUUGAUAUGUGACGUGUGAAAUUUACAGAAAGAUUUGAGUGAUUCGUAAAUUGUUGAACCAGCGUGAGGCGUGAUAUGCCCCCUGAAAUAUACGUGACCCGUGAAUACGUGAUCUACAAGGUGUUACAUUUGCGCUUGCUUUAUUAAGUGCGACCUGGCGCGCCUUUUGUAUCACAAACUAUUGGAAGAAAGCGUCAGUGACGUGUCUCGACGUGAUACUGCGCUUGCGCAAUUCAGUUAAGUUUAUAUUUAGAUGAGUCUGUUGUACUCUAAAGACCUUCUUGGAACUGAUUUUCGAUAUGAAGACUGAAUUCUCUACCUGAAUCUUCCAUUUAGGAACCUUGUGGAUGAAUUGGUGUAUGGUGGGCAUUUGCGCUGGAUGUAUUCCUCUUUUACUACUGUUUAAAGAAAAGUACUCUCGCCUUGAACUGGAUGCAGCAAAUAGGAAAGCGAAGCGUACUGGAGCAAUACAAAACACAAGGCAGGACGAGGAAACUCCGCUCAUAUCUUCGGUGGAAAUCGGUUAUGGCGGAGGUGAAAAAAAUGGAGUCCACAACAGGAAUGGUUCAACAACUUCUGAAGUUUAAAUGCUGUACUUAUAGGGCUAUUGACAGUUGGUACAGACUUUAGAGCAAUCUUUGCAUCUUUAAAAAUGAUAACCUUUAAAAUUCAAAUGGAAUGAAAUACCCAAAAUAAGAAUCUGAUCGCUUUGUAUGACGUGUACUGAAAUACCCAAAGUAAGAAUCUGUUUGAGAAGGGGGUUCGCUUUUUAUGACGCCGUGAGGGGCUCCUGAUGACGUGUACAAGGGUGUGUGGUGCCACAGAUUGUCAAUUUAAGUCACUUGCUUUUUUUAUUUUUUGUUUCUUCUUUUUUCAAAAGGUGUUUACUUGGAAUUUUCCUGGCCUGGAUUAUUAAGGAUGUUUGUUUUUAGUACUGCAAUCUGCAAUCGGGCGCUUACUCAAGAAUUCCUAUUGAGCAGCCUGGCAUUAGAACGUACAAAUUUUGGCCUCCCUUUUUCCUGUCUAUCUUGAAGUGAUUUACCACAGGUAAUAAAGUUUCAAGAUGUAAGACUCCAAGGGUAAUCAGCAAUAUGACAAUCGUGAUAAAAUUAAUUCGGUCAACCCUUUGACCCAUAACAAUAGUAACUUGCGUCUAAUUCCCCCCCCCCCUCCCGCUUUUAAUAUUAUCCCCUGAAUCGAUGGUUAAGGCACAAGAGUAAAGAAAAUUAUUACCAACGUAAGAAGCACUUAGUUCGUAAAGAAAUUCUCCUUGUCAGCACCAUAGAAAAUACAUAGAAAACAGUAUGGAGAAUAUGCAUACUGAUCUCAGGGUGCAAGGGGUUGAUCUUUUCUUGAUACAAUGUAUCACGAGGUUUUACUUAACAAAUGUCACGGAAUAUACUUUGAUCCAAAUCUAGUUUUAAUUUUCAAUUUAACUGAGAUGAACCUUGUAGCAUCCAGUUUAACAAAAUUACUAUUGUCGUAUUUGCUUCCUCCUCCGGAAUGUAUUUUGUACAUGUACAUGAAAUGUUUACUUGCUGUUUAAUCUUUCCAUUUCGAGGACGCUAUUAUAUGUAAUUCUGUUGAAUGUUCACCGUAGUAUAAGAUCAGAUUCUGAUAGUUGACAUUUCAGCUAUUUAAUGUGUUAAUUUAAAACCCUAUUAAACGAGAUGACAUAUUUAUGAAAAAUCUCCUAUUAGUUGCUGGAAACAACAUUGGUUGUGUUUCAGUGCAUGCUCAGAGAAUAAUUUUUUGUAGUAACGAAAAUAGGUACAAUGCGUUAGUUAAAUGUAAUAUUAAUUUGAAAUCUUCCUGUCGAUUUAUGAGCGGUGGAUUUUUUUCCUUUAUCAUUUACGGAGGAAAACGUAUUGAAGUACAAUUCAAUUUAUAGAUCAGUAUUUAAAUUUUUACUUGCCUUUUAGGAGUCUUAUCAGAAGCAUAUGAUAUAAUUUUGCUUCUACUCAAAUGAGCUGCAUACUCAAAAUUGUACACGUCCAAUGAGUUACAGUAAUGAUAGAAUUAUGUAUUAAAAUGCAG
Messenger RNA from Pocillopora meandrina, 8509 nucleotides. NCBI's taxonomy places the organism in Eukaryota, Metazoa, Cnidaria, Anthozoa, Scleractinia, Pocilloporidae. The record is from the annotation of a GenBank genome assembly.